Haliotis rufescens (red abalone) is the source of this 903-nucleotide messenger RNA. Its product is annotated as basic salivary proline-rich protein 4-like. The transcript has a single exon. Lineage: Eukaryota; Metazoa; Mollusca; Gastropoda; Lepetellida; Haliotidae. Bases 1 to 903 code for a protein of 300 amino acids. The record is from RefSeq and is a predicted model, not a curated record.
AUGGGGAAAGCCAACAUGGAGGAAGACCAACAUGGGGGAAAGCCAACAUGGAGGAAGACCAACAUGGGGGAAAGCCAACAUGGGGGAAGACCAACACGGGGGAAAGCCAACAUGGAGGAAGACCAACAUGGGGGAAAGCCAACAUGGAGGAAGACCAACAUGGGGAAAGCCAACAUGGAGGAAGACCAACAUGGGGGAAAGCCAACAUGGAGGAAGACCAACAUGGGGGAAAGCCAACAUGGGGGAAGACCAACACGGGGGAAAGCCAACAUGGAGGAAGACCAACAUGGGGGAAAGCCAACAUGGAGGAAGACCAACACGGGGGAAAGCCAACAUGGAGGAAGACCACCAUGGGGAAGGCCAACAUGGAGGAAGACCAACACGGGGGAAAGCCAACAUGGAGGAAGACCAACAUGGGGGAAAGCCAACAUGGAGGAAGACCAACAUGGGGGAAAGCCAACAUGGAGGAAGACCAACAUGGGGGAAAGCCAACAUGGAGGAAGACCACCACAGGUAAAAGCCAUCAUGGAGGAAGGCCGACACGGGGGGAAAGCCAACAUGUAUGAAGACCAACACGGGGGACAGCCAACAUGGAGGAAGACCAACAUGGGGGAAAGCCAACAUGGAGGAAGACCACCACAGGUAAAAGCCAUCAUGGAGGAAGGCCGACACGGGGGUAAAGCCAACAUGAAUGAAGACCAACACGGGGGACAGCCAGCAUGGAGGAAGACCAACAUGGGGGAAAGCCAACAUGGAGGAAGACCAACACGGGGGAAAGCCAACAUGGAGGAAGACCAACAAGGGGGAAAGCCAACAUGGAGGAAGACCAACAAGGGGGACAGCCAACAUGGAGGAAGACCAACACGGGGGACAGCCAACAUGGAGGAAGACCACCACAGGUAA